AUGCGUACUUUGGUGAGGACUUCAGCUUUGAGCUUACUGAUCUCCAUCAUUAUCAUGGUGCCCGAUUCAGGUAAUAAUUCACUUCUGAUGAAGCAACUGGAAAACCAGACAGUAAUACCUUGUUGUGAAGUUAACACUUCAGUGUCUGUGGUGAUGGAUACCAUGGCUGUGCUCCGCUGCCCUCAUACCUCCCCAUUGACAAGAAUAUCAACAACAUGGGAAAUAAUCCUCAGAGACAAGCCUUCCUGUAAAAAAGCAUAUAGGAGUGACACAGAUGAGACCAGGGAAAUCAACUGUACCGAUGACAGAAUAACCUGGGUCUCCAGACCUGAGGAGAAUCCUGACCUUCAAAUUGGUCCAGUGGCCAUCUCUCAUGAUGGGUAUUACAGGUGUACAAUAACUUCACAUGAUGGGACUUUCUGGCAUGAAUAUCACCUCCAAGUAUUAGUUCCCCCUGAAGUGACCCUGUUUCUAAGCAGGAAUAGAACUGCGGUGUGCAAGGCAAUAGCAGGGAAGCCAGCUGCACACAUCUCCUGGACCCCAGAGAGGGAUGAUUGUGACACUGUGGAAAUAUAUUCGGCUAAUGGCACAGUGACUGUCCAGAGUACAUGUGCCUGGGAGGACCCCAAUGUGACUACUGUGACCUGCUCUGCCUCCCAUUUGACUGGUAACAAGAGCCUAUGGAUAAAGCUGAAUCCAGGUCUCGGAACCUCAAGAUUUCCAUCAUUGACCUUCCUGAUUAUUCUCUAUGUGAAACUCUCUCUUUCUGUGAUAAUUCUGGUUAUCGUGGGAUUUGUUUUCUUCCAGAGGAUAAAUGAUAGCAGUCCUCCAUGA
Molecule: messenger RNA, 834 nt
Organism: Otolemur garnettii (small-eared galago)
Lineage: Eukaryota; Metazoa; Chordata; Mammalia; Primates; Galagidae
Product: cell surface glycoprotein CD200 receptor 2
Exons: 6
Coding region: 1-834 (277 amino acids)
Biological process (GO): regulation of neuroinflammatory response
Cellular component (GO): external side of plasma membrane
Molecular function (GO): signaling receptor activity
Source: RefSeq, a predicted model, not a curated record